CCCGUCUAAGACACCGCCCGGGAAGGAGCGGUGUCUAAGCGAAAACAACAUGGCGGCCUGCGAAUGGGUUGCUCGUACCAGGAAAUAUGAAAGGGAGAAAAACGUGCUUCCGAGUGAGACAGCAAUCGAUCAUCCACUGAAACUGGGUUCUGUGAUUAACGUUGAUAACAGUCGCAAAAAAUCGAGCACUCCUUCUGAUAGUUUAUCUAAAGGCACUCCUGCAGCUGAUCCUUCGAGUUUGAUUCAAGCAAAACCUGACGCGUUUGAUGGGCUGGAUCCAUUGUCAAUGUUUGCUGCUCAGGAAGCCAGUACAAAGAAAACAUCAUCAGUUUCUGCACCAGCAUCAAAGAAAGAACAGUCAUCCUCUGUAUCUAAUAAAGAAAAAAGCCAAAGUGACUUUAAACCAUGGCUCAAGAAGAGAGCAGGAAUCCUUGCUAAAUAUACAACCUCACAAAAACUGUCCAUUAGCACGAGUUUCUUGUCAUCAUCUGAAAAAUCUGAAAAGAUGGUAAUCAAGCAGCAAACAACAGUUGCAGAUAAAGUCAAGCACAGACUAGAACAGUUAGAUGACUUUGAAGAAGGCUCAGUCAAAGAAAUGCUGAAUCUGAGUCAGCAGGAUUAUGUCAAGAGAAUCGAAGAGCUAAACCAGGCCUUGAUCACUGCUUGGGAAUCAGAUCAGAGGGUGAAGGCUCUCAAGAUUGCCAUUCAGUGUGCAAAGCUUCUUGCUGAUGUGUCUGUAAUUCAGUUUUACCCAAGCAAGUUUGUGCUUGUGACUGACAUACUGGACACAUUUGGGAAGCUUGUGUAUGAAAGAAUUUUCCGCAAAUCAAGUACUUUUACACCAGGCAGUAAUAUACCCACCAUGCUUCCAGAAAACUUCACACCUGACCAGGUGCCAGACUCAGCCAAGGAAACUUGUAGGAACUGGUUUUACAAGAUUGCUUCAGUGCGAGAACUUAUUCCUCGGUUCUAUGUGGAGACAGCUAUAUUGAAAUGCUAUAAUUUCUUUACAACUGGUGAGUUUUCACAAGCUCUUGUUCGCCUCACCAAGAUGAUACGAGGUAUUGGUGACCCUCUGGUUGCUGUGUAUGCAAGAACUUACAUCUGUAGGGUUGGUAUCCUUGUGGCACCUGAUGUGUGUGAUCAUUUGAUUGAAAACUUGUUCAGUUUCAUAGUCAGCUAUAAACAGCUUCAAGGUGAUACAGUGCAGAAUAUUCUGGCAGAGCAGAGGCUUGAAAUGCACCAGUACCUUCAGUUGUAUCCGCCAGCUUUAGACUGGAUCCUACAGUGUAUUGCAGAGAAGAGCCCAGAGUCUACACUUACAGAUAUCUUAAAUCGUUGCCAAAAGGAAUGCAACAGUGCAUUACUUCUGAAUUCAAUCAUCACAGAGUUUAAGCCAGAAUACAUUGCUGAGAGGGCUCUGCAGUUCACUGAACUGAUAAGAAAUUGUGAGGAGGCAGGAUUCCCAAAGCAUCACCUGUACAAAUCACUUGGGAUGAACUUGAGCCAAUGUGAUCCGCCUGAAGCACAGAGACUACAAAUUCUUAGCGAGGUUUGGAAGGUUGUAAUGAAAAUGAAACAUCCCCCUGACUACAUAGGCUGUGCGGAGGCCUGGAUAGAGUACGUUUGUAAGAACUUCACGAAACGCGAAGUCAACACCCUCAUCGGAGACGUUAUCAAGCACAUGACACCGGAAAGGGCAUUUGAACAACACUACCCUCAGCUUCAGUCGAUUAUUUCCAAAGUACUAGACCACAUGCACGACUUCUCUGUUCUUGUAUCAAUGGAUAAGUUUCUUCCUUUCUUGGACAUGUUUCAAAAAGAAUCAAUCAGAGUGGAUGUUUGCAAACUGAUUGUGGAAGCUUUUGUGAAAUACCAAGAGGAACCUACGAAUGACCCGGUGGUUGUGAACUCUUUGCUGUAUGUUUGUAAAACGAUGCACGACUCUGUAAAUGCAUUGACCUUGAUAGACGAGAGGAGAGUCAUUGGUCAUCUGAUCACAGGAUUCCUACGUAAGAUUGACUUUGGCCGUGAUUUUGAGAGGCAACUGGAUUCUUUUGUGGAUGCACGUUCCUCUUUCUCCAGUCUAGAAGCUGUUCUUGUGAUGCUUGUGCAGAGUGUUAAUCUUCUCGCCAUGAAAACUCGAGAAGUAGUCAAAGGGAACCACACUCGAAAGACUGCGUCCUUCAUCAGAGCUUGUGUUGCCUACUGUUUCAUUACCAUCCCCUCCAUAGAUGACGUUUUCUCUCGCCUCAAGCUCUACCUCCUGUCAGGACAGGUUGCCAUGGCAAAUCAAGCCCUCAGUCAAGCGGAUGCAUUUUUUAGAGCGGCGAUCAGUCUUGUUGCUGAAGUGCCACGAACGAUUGAAAUUGACCACAAGGUGAAAUCGUCGGAGCCAUACCUUCUUGCCUACAUGAACAGCUUUUUCUCCACCUUGUUGGUAGUACCGGACUCGCCAGAUCAAGGCGCGCUGCAUCUUGUUCGAGGCCUGCUUAAUGUUGUACAAGAGUACACUUGGGAAAUAAACAGCGGCGCCAAAAUGAGUAUUUACCUAAAUGCCGUUUGCCUUCUCUCCGCCAUGAGUCAGGAAUAUUUCAUUUAUCAUGUUGAUAAAGUGGAUUCGAAUGACAGAUUGUACGGUUGUGAUAAGAAAUUUCUAGCAGAGAUAAAUCGACUAGUUUUUACGUUAAUGGAGGCUGUGUUUGAACACUUAAAGUCCUUGACCUCCGAAGAGGAGCUCAAAAAGCAGGCCGCUAUAGCUAUUGGGUUCUUCAACAGGCUGUUGUGUCAUGCUGAUCUCUCACAACCUCAGUUAGCUACACUGGCCCUUAACUUGUGGAAUCUCGCUCAGAAACAUGGCUAUGGGAACACAAAAUACACAAUGCGCACACUUGAGUAUGUCAAACAGAAAGGUUCCUCGGGACACAAGGAAUAUGCGACCAUUGCACAGAAAAUGAACCUACAAACAAAAAUUUAAAUGUUCCUUCGUCCUAUGCAACGGUUUCAUUCCAUGACUAAAAGUGUAAUUACUGAGAAGAAAUUACGGCGUUAUUUUAGAGAGUUGAUUACAGCCUCAUUAACAGAUUAUUAAAAAAAAAAAUUAUAUCUCGUCCGCAUAGAGGGGAUCUGUAGAUACAACAGGGAUUUAUGUAAAAUCCUCGAGUAUUCCAUAGUGUAGGACGCUUUUAUUGACUUUGACUUACAAGAAAAAGUACCGCGCUGUAUUCCCGCGGAAUCACUUUCUCCUAAAAGCGACUCUUUGAGCAUAAGUGUGUUCAAACAAUGGAGACUUAAACAAUUUCUUUGAAGAGUGUAUGACUUCAGAGAGAAGUUGUAGUCGGUGAUCCUCAAAGGAAUUACUUAGAAAAGAUGUAUACUCUGGAAAGCUUCAUGGUCCUGUUAAUGACUGUAAAAAAGGAGCACGAUUGUAUUUGGUAACAAUAACCAGAUAGGUACCUUUCUGAUUGAAAAGUGAUAAAACUGUGGCUACUGUG
Pocillopora verrucosa is the source of this 3494-nucleotide messenger RNA. Its product is annotated as VPS35 endosomal protein-sorting factor-like. Gene Ontology annotation, biological process: endocytic recycling. The record is from RefSeq and is a predicted model, not a curated record. Gene Ontology annotation, cellular component: endosome. NCBI's taxonomy places the organism in Eukaryota, Metazoa, Cnidaria, Anthozoa, Scleractinia, Pocilloporidae.